UCAUACACACACACACAAGGAGAAUGGUCUUAACCAAAUGUUCUAAGGUAGAGUCUGAGAAUUUUUAACAUUCACAAGUCUGAGAAAUUUUAAGAUUCACAAUAUGGAAUUAGAGUACCUUGGUUCUGAUCCCAGAUCUGUUUCUUAUCACUUAUGUGACCUUGGUCUAGUCAUAAUUUCUACAAAUCACCAACAAUGGGAAUUUGAGAGCCAUGGCCAGUUGGGGCCAAGGUAUAUUAGGGUUAGUGGGCCUUGAAGAACUCACCAAAUCACCUGGAAAUGAGGCUGAUUUUGAAUCACAAAUGAGAAGAUUUCAAUAUAACAUGUUGUCCUGUGAGGGCUCCAGAGUCCAUAGAUUGGUGCUACUUCUUGAGCUUUCUGAAGUAAAGUGUACUUGUAGAAACAAAAGUGAAAGUAACACAUCAGAUUGUUUUACCAGUCCAGUGGAGAAGAUCAAUUUUUUACUCUCUGGAAAAAGCUCUGGCACCUCACCCUGUUCAAAGAUGGAAGCCAAACCAAGGAAAUCUGACAGCUUGAUUCCUGACGACUGUGUGAACCAUGAGUCUGAUAAUAUCCUGAGGAUUGUCCUAGUUGGGAAAAGUGGAAAUGGGAAAAGUGCAGCUGGGAACAACAUCCUUGGCUAUGAAGGAUUUGAAUCUAUACAUGGAGGACAUUCAGUGACCCAGGAAUGUAAAAAACAAACCCGAAAAUGGAAGUCCAAGAAAGAGCUUGUGGUUGUUGAUACCCCUGGACUAUUUCACACAAAGAAAAGCUUAGAAACCACUUGCACUGAGAUCAGUCGCUGUGUCAUCUUAUCUUCCCCUGGGCCACAUGCCAUCAUUCUGGUUCUACAGCUGGGUUGCUAUACAGAUGAAGAUCAGCAGACUGUCUGCUGGCUCAAGGCACUCUUUGGAACCUCUGCCACAAAAUACAUGGUAGUCUUGUUCACUCGGAAAGAUGACCUAGAGGGUCAGGAACUGGAUGAGUUUUUAAAAGGCUGUAAUGCAAACCUCAAAAUGCUCCUUAAAGAGUGUAAUGGGAGAUACUGUGCAUUCAAUAACAAAGCCAAGGAUGAUGAAAACAAAGCCCAAGUGACAGAGCUGCUGGAUAUGAUAGAGAAGAUGGUACAGGAUAAUAAAGAGGAGUAUUUCUCAGAUGCCAUAUACAUGAAAACUGAGGAAAUACACAAAAAAAGAAGAGAGAACCUGAAGGCAGAAUACACUCAACAUUUAGAAAAUAGUAUUUGUGAAAUAGAAGAAAAAUAUGCUGAGAUAUCAAACCCCACAGAUGAGGAAAAAAACCAAAAGGAGUCUAAAAUAAGAAGCCUACGGCAAAAAUAUGAUGAAAUUAUUAAACAAAUAGACGCAGAAUCAGAGAAAGAUACAAGUUUAUUGAAAGGAAUAGCAACCAAAAUUAGAAACUAUUUCUAAAAUUCCACUUUGGUUCCAAAAGUUCAUGUAGGUACUUAAAAAAAAUGAACCUGCUUUUUUAAAAUUCAUAGCUAUCCUUAAUUUUAUGUAAAUUUAUCUAUUACAGAAUUAUUCCUGAUUUCUUUCAUAUUAUUUUUGAGGCCAUGAUAAAACAGAUAUGGAGGGGCAGAAUUCCCACCAGUGAUAUGCCACAUUAUAGCUCCCAGAAUCAAAUUUACUUCUUUUGGUUGAGCUUUUACUUUCUGGGCCCCAAGUGUAGAGUCUAGGAUUUGUCGCCCUCAAAUCUUUCAUGAACGUGAAUAAGUAAUAAAGUUUAACCUUCUUUGUUUAAA
Molecule: messenger RNA, 1762 nt
Organism: Monodelphis domestica (gray short-tailed opossum)
Lineage: Eukaryota; Metazoa; Chordata; Mammalia; Didelphimorphia; Didelphidae
Product: GTPase IMAP family member 7-like
Molecular function (GO): GTP binding
Source: RefSeq, a predicted model, not a curated record